Molecule: messenger RNA, 1822 nt
Organism: Drosophila hydei
Lineage: Eukaryota; Metazoa; Arthropoda; Insecta; Diptera; Drosophilidae
Product: dihydrolipoyllysine-residue succinyltransferase component of 2-oxoglutarate dehydrogenase complex, mitochondrial-like
Exons: 7
Coding region: 219-1652 (477 amino acids)
Biological process (GO): tricarboxylic acid cycle
Cellular component (GO): oxoglutarate dehydrogenase complex
Molecular function (GO): dihydrolipoyllysine-residue succinyltransferase activity
Source: RefSeq, a predicted model, not a curated record
AAAGUUGGUCGGCAAAAAGAGAUUUGUUGUUUUUUUAGCUUCUCCUAAGGGUUUUGCUUGGCCAACAAGACGGUUAUUGAACGAAACCAAUAUACUCUUUACACAUCGUGAAAGAGUACCGAAAAGUUUGAUUCAAAUCUAGAUAGCUUUGCAUUAGCCAAGAACAAAAUUCGAUUUAUUUAGGAUUAUUUCGUUUGAACUAGACCAUCUAGCCAACGAUGAGUGUUGCCUCCAUUUUUAAAAGAUCCUUCCGCCGCGAAAUACAUAUUAUAUGUCAACGGUCUGGAAUAUGGAAUCUCUGUCUUUGCAAUCGUCGAUGCAUUCAGAUGGCUGUCAAUAAAGUAUUCAAUCAACCGCAUCUGCUCUUGGACUGGGAGUCGAGCCCCAAUUUUCGUUUUCAAUAUGGAAUGUGCUCCCUAGACCGGAAAGGUUUUCACACUACCAACAGCAACUGGUCCGAGCAGGUGGUGAAGGUGCCGCCGUUUCCUGACUCCAUUUCUGAAGGGGACAUUAAAUUCACAUGUAAAGUGGGCGAUUCGUUUGCUGCCGAUGAAGCUGUCAUGGAGAUUGAAACGGAUAAGACGACGAUGCCAGUGCAGGCGCCAUUUGCUGGCGUCGUGACGGAAAUUAUGGUAAAAAGUGGAGAUACAGUUAAAGGUGGCCAGCAGGUUUUCAAAAUGAAGCCGGGAGCAGCUCCGGCUAAAGCAGCAGCACCAGCGGCAGCACCAGCAGCACCACCAGCAGCACCACCAGCACCAGCAGCCGCACCAGCAGCAGCCCCAGCAGCAGCAGCUCCAAAGCCUGCCCCAGCACCUCCAAAGCCUGCACCAGCUGCUGCGCCAACUCCUGCGCCAACUCCUGCGCCAGCAGCAGCGGCAAAACCUCCGCCAACACCGCCUGCCGCGGCGCCAUCAAAACCCGCCGCUGGCGGUGCACCUCCCAUAUUGGGCACACGCAACGAAACAAAAGUCAAGAUGAGCCGCAUGCGCUUAAAGAUCGCGGCCCGCUUAAAGGAUGCACAGAACACCUGUGCCAUGCUUACAACAUUCAAUGAGAUCGACAUGAGCUUUGCAAUGCAAUUUCGAAAGGAGAACCUGGAAUCAUUUAUGAAAAAGAAUGGAGUUAAGCUCGGCUUCAUGUCCAUAUUUUCAAGAGCUUCUUGUAUUGCACUGCAGGAUCAGCCCGUUGUCAAUGCAGUCAUUGCUAACAAGGAGAUUAUUUAUCGCGACUAUGUGGAUAUCUCUGUGGCUGUAGCCUCGCCCCGUGGUCUUGUGGUACCCGUUAUCCGUGGCGUCGAGUCCAUGAAGUAUGUGGAUAUAGAGAAAACUCUGGGUGGCCUGGCAGAUAAGGCAAAGCGCGAUGCCAUCACCAUUGAGGAUAUGGACGGCGGCACCUUCACCAUCAGCAACGGUGGCGUGUUUGGAUCACUGAUGGGUACGCCCAUCAUAAAUCCACCUCAGAGCGCUAUACUUGGCAUGCAUGGCAUCUUUGAGCGCCCCAUUGCUGUCAAGGGAGAGGUCAAGAUCAGGCCCAUGAUGUAUGUGGCACUUACAUAUGAUCACCGAAUCAUCGAUGGACGUGAGGCUGUGCUGUUCCUUCGGAAAAUAAAGUCCUACAUUGAGACGCCUGCUGAGCUAGUAACCGGUCUGUAGGACAUCUCGGCGACUAUUUGGGAUGUGCUCACGUUGUUCAGUUGCCAAAUUAUUACCAAAUUAUACCAAAUUAUUUGUAAUUAACAAAGUCUAAAGGACAUUUAUAUUGCAUUUUUUCAAACUGUAAUUAAUUGGUACUCGACUAUUAGAUACACUAUAUAUUUCCUUCU